UGUCUAGCUACUAUUCUCCUGUAUAUCGUAUUGUGCGUUUUCUCUUCAAGUCAUAUAGUAGUAUGUUCUCCGCAAUCUUAUCUCGUGUCAACGUUGGAUUGAUCGCUUAGACUCCCCUUAUUCCCAUUCUCAUGUUCCCGUUCUUCUUGACCUCCUUUGCUGCCCGCACCACCCUCACCUUCAGCGUUUCGACCUGGGGUCGCAAGCUGUCAAUGAUGCAAAUACUUCCUGGCCACUCUUUGUUUAUCAUGCGCGGAGGCCAAGUUUUGUGCUCAUCUGGCAAAGUCCUCCGAACCAUUGCUCUACCUCAUUCAAUUCUUCGACUUUACAAAGACGUCAUUCCGGGAAAGUCAACGUUCGUGUUCGAAUAUUUUACCGGUCAUCUCCUCCAGCUUGCCCAGAAAGGGCUACCAAUAUCGACCACGAAGAAAACCCUGAAAGACGCACUUCUUGGGAUUGCGGAAUUACACGAUCAAGAGAUCAUUCACACAGGCAUGUUCUAUCGCGUAUAUUCAUUAUAGGUAGCUAGUGAUUCAGAUAUCAAAGUGGAUAACGUGUUCAUCGACUGGACGGAGCUUCCCGACGGUGGUAUCAAUAUCGAAAAAGUCCAGCUCGCCGACUUGGAGGAUGCCGCUCAUCUUCCACCGAACACGGUGGUCAUCGGAAA
Molecule: messenger RNA, 667 nt
Organism: Eremomyces bilateralis CBS 781.70
Lineage: Eukaryota; Fungi; Ascomycota; Dothideomycetes; Eremomycetales; Eremomycetaceae
Exons: 1
Coding region: 132-521 (129 amino acids)
Source: RefSeq, a predicted model, not a curated record